This is a messenger RNA of Vanderwaltozyma polyspora DSM 70294, 1743 nucleotides long. RefSeq names its product putative proline--tRNA ligase AIM10 (gene AIM10). The record is from RefSeq and is a predicted model, not a curated record. Gene Ontology annotation, biological process: prolyl-tRNA aminoacylation. The coding region runs from base 1 to 1743 and encodes 580 amino acids. Gene Ontology annotation, molecular function: ATP binding; proline-tRNA ligase activity. NCBI's taxonomy places the organism in Eukaryota, Fungi, Ascomycota, Saccharomycetes, Saccharomycetales, Saccharomycetaceae. The transcript has a single exon. Gene Ontology annotation, cellular component: mitochondrion; cytoplasm.
AUGGUUCCUGCUAAGUUAGGAAAUAUCAAUUUUUUAAGAUCAUUGCAUAGUUUCCUACCAAAGAUCAAAAAAUCAGGAAAUGGCAAUAUUGAAAGUUUACAGACUGCAGAUUUAAUGAAACAUGCUGGUCUUAUCCAUGGUUCUAGAAGUGGUUUUAUCAAUUGGCUACCUUUAGGUUUACGUAGUUUAAGAAAAUUGGAACUAUUAAUUCAUAAUAAGAUGCAAAAUGAAGCUGGUGCUUAUGAAGUUAAAUUAAGUACUAUAUCUCCAAAAGACUUAUGGGAAAAAUCAAAUAGAUGGAACAAUAAAGAACUAUUCAAAUUGAAAGAUUCUAAAGAUGCACAAUAUUGUUUGACUGCAACUUGCGAGGAAGAUAUAACCAAUUUAAUGAUGAAUUAUAUUACAAGUUAUAAAAAUAUGCCUAUUACCGUUUAUCAAAUUGGUAAUAAGUUUAGAGAUGAGAAAAGACCAAGAGGUGGAUUAUUAAGAGCAAGAGAAUUUUUAAUGAAGGAUGCAUAUUCUUUUGCAAGAAGUAAAGCUCAAGCAAUUGAAGCGUUUAAUAAUAUGAACAAAGUAUAUGAUAGUUUAUUUACAGAAUUAAAAAUACCUUUCAAAAGUGCAUGGGCUGAUAGCGGUGAUAUAGGAGGUGAUUUAAGUAAAGAAUAUCAUUAUAUUCAUCAUUCUGGUGAAGAUACAUUGUUCACUUGUGAUCAUUGUAACGAAACUUUUAAUAUGGAAAAAUGUGAAUCUCAUCCUCUAGCACCUGGCGAAUACACCGGUGAUUUAGAUGUCCAAUAUGCUCUGACACAAGAUUUAUCAACAUUAAUAUGUUUUUAUUAUCCAAAAGGAAAACAAUUUAAUUGGAAUUUGGCAAAGAAAGAACUAGAUAGUGACAUUAACUCCAUUUCUCAAAUAUUAGAUAAUGAUAAAAUAAUAUCAAAAUUUUUAGAAAAUCAAGAUGAUAUGAUGUUAGCUCAUGUCAUUAGGGUUAUGGAUAUCCGUAUUAAUUCAAACUGUAACUUCCCUGAUUUCCCAUUAAAGAAAUAUGCUAAAAAUAAUUUCACAUCAAUUACUGAUGUUUCUAUUAUAGAUGCUAUAGAUGGUGAACUAUGUGGAAGUUGUGAAGAAGGUCAAUUGAAAAGCGAUAAAAGCAUUGAAGUAGGACACACAUUCCAUUUAGGGACAAAAUAUACUGAAUCAUUCGGUGCCACAUACUUUGAUGAGAAUAGUAAACCAAGCUUAAUCGAAAUGGGAUGCUAUGGUAUUGGAGUUAGCAGAUUAAUCGGUGCAAUUGCUGAGAUUACUAGAGACUCUAAAGGUUUUAGAUGGCCUAGUGUAAUUUCACCAUACAUUGUAAGUAUCUGUUCCCAAGUAAAUGUUUCGCAUAAAGAAUUGAAUCAAGAGAGGAUUGAUCAAGUCAAGGAUAUUCUAUAUCAAUCGCCUAUAUUAAAGAACGAAAUAUUCAGUUCUUUCCCAGAUAAGACUGGGAUUGGUAAACAAAUUGAAUUAUCCCAAUUAAUUGGUAUCCCAUUCAAUGUCAUAAUUGGCUCUAAAAGUUGGCCAAACGUAGAAAUUGAAGUUAGAGGUAUAAGAUGGGAUAAUAGUCAUAAAUGGGAAGAUGAUUAUAUUAAAUAUAAAGAUGAUUACAAAUGGGAAGUGAUAAAAACGGAUCAAGUUGAAAAACACAUAGUGCCAGUUGAACAUGUUGGUAAAGUUAUAGAAAUAUUAAUCCAGGAUAUUUAA